ACAAACAAGGAGGGGGUGGGGGAAGAAGGAAGGAGCUUAAGACACUCCGGGAGAGUAGCGCGCACCCUCCCAUUUUGGGCUCGCGCCGCUGCCGUUAAGGCGGGAACCGGCGUUAUCUCUAUUCCAGCGCAAGCCACACCAACCACCGUGCGCGUGGAUCCGCAGGCUCGCGCUGGCGGCCUGAGAGAGCUCGCGCCGAGCCCGGACACUGCGCCUGCGCCGCGGCGGAGACUCGUCUCUACCGGGUCCGCUCCCCUCCGACACCUCGGCAACGCUGACUUCUCACCCCUUUGAGCCGCUUGACCAGGGCACUCUUCUGCCCGCUCUUGGCUAGGCCUCGCUGCUCCAGUGCGGCCUUCAGGUCGGUCACCCGCAGAGCCUGAAGAGGCUUCCCGUCCAGAGUCACCUCCUCCAGCUCCGCCAUCUUGCGUGAGGUACUCGGGUCCGUCCCGACGGCUUCGGGCAUCUUCGGAUGCCACUGGAAUCAUCUUCCUCGUCAGUGCCACCAUCCUGCCCUUCUCUGUUACCUGCAGUGCCAGACGACAUUAACAGAGCUUCCCCUCCUCCAAUGUCUUACAUCACUUCCCAUGAGAUGAAGUGUAUUCUUCACUGGUUCGCCAGUUGGUCAGGUCCCCAGCGGGAACGUUUUCUUCAGGACCUGGUUGCUAAGGCAGUGCCUGGGAAGCUGCAGCCUCUGCUGGAUGGCCUGGAGCAGCUCAGUGUGUCCGCGGCAAACCGACCGCCUUGUAUCUUUGAGUGCCAGCUGCGUCUUUGGGAUCAGUGGUUUCGAGGCUGGGCCGAGCAGGAGCGCAAUGAAUUUGUUAGACAGCUGGAGGUCAGUGAACCAGAUUUCGUGGCAAAGUUUUACCAAGCAGUGGCUGCCACUGCUGGUAAAGACUGAUAGGCAUUCAGGUCGAGAAGAUAACUCCAUGUGAUCUAGCCAAAGACCAUGACUGUAGUGAAGAUUCAGUGCACCUGCUGGGGUCAUGGUGUGCCUUUUCUUCCAGCACCAGGAGGCGGAGGCAGCCUGGUCUACAGAUCAAGUUCCGAGCCAGUCAGUGCUACAAAGUGAGACCCUGCCUUAUGGGAAAAAAUUGCUUGAACUUCAUGAUGAGUCCCAGCACUGUUUUUAACUUCGUAAUAUGUCACCUGAACUCUGUAAAUGUGAUCCGUUUAAACAAAUCUGAUUAUGUCAGGCACUUGCUUUAUUUACAGGAGAUGUCUAAAUCUCAAGAGUUUAAUGACUUGUUACUAUAAC
Molecule: messenger RNA, 1258 nt
Organism: Peromyscus eremicus (cactus mouse)
Lineage: Eukaryota; Metazoa; Chordata; Mammalia; Rodentia; Cricetidae
Gene: C9H14orf119
Product: chromosome 9 C14orf119 homolog
Exons: 2
Coding region: 473-901 (142 amino acids)
Source: RefSeq, a predicted model, not a curated record